Molecule: messenger RNA, 630 nt
Organism: Rotaria sp. Silwood1
Lineage: Eukaryota; Metazoa; Rotifera; Eurotatoria; Philodinida; Philodinidae
Source: the annotation of a GenBank genome assembly
AUGAGCAAGUCAAGUUUAGCUCAGACCAAUUGGACUGGUACUUGGUAUGGUCCGAUGGAAGCAUAUCCAGAAGGUGAAAUAGGUUCUGGCUGGAACGUGACACUAGAGAUUGGACCUUAUCCGAUGACUGAUGAAAGUUGUACAACAUGGCGAAAUACAUUCACCGAGAAUGGUAUUGUGCAAGGAAUCAAGGACUAUCGUUUCUGUCGAGGAUAUGGUGCUGAAGAUCUGUAUACAGACGAAGGUGGUGGCGUGACGAUAGCUGCACAAUGGAUUAAUGAUGUGCUGGUAUCACCGUUCAAAUAUAAGGGUGUGUUUGCUGUACACAGGAUGCAAAUGCGUAACGAUGUCCUUGAAGAAGAAACUUUGAUUACUGAUGACAAUCAAGCUAGCCCAGACGUUGUUGUCUCAAUACGAGCACGUAGUAUUCAUCUUAUAAAAAUGAAAAAAGUAUCCGCUAAAGCCUGUGGUAGUGGUAGUAACAGUUGUAGUGGUUGUAGUUUUUGUAGUAGUUGUAGUUGUGGUCGUCGUCGUGGUAGUGCUGGUAGUACUAGUACUGGAUGUACUUGUAGUACUAGUGCUAGUUGUGCUGGUGGUUGUGGUUACGGUAGUAGUGGUGGCCUUUGCUAG